AUGGACGCCAUCAAAGAGACCUUUGCCAAGUGCAAAGAGCAGAGGCGCGCAGCCCUUGUCGCCUACAUCACAGCAGGAUACCCCACUGUUGAGGAGACCGUCGAUACCCUCUUGGGUCUUGAGAACGGUGGAGCCGAUAUCAUCGAGCUUGGCAUUCCUUUCACUGAUCCCAUUGCUGAUGGCCCUACCAUUCAAACUGCUAACACCAAGGCUCUGGAGAAUGGCGUUACCCUCACUAUCGUCCUCGAACUUGUUCGCACUGCACGCAGCCGUGGCUUAAAGACUCCGCUUCUCCUGAUGGGGUACUUCAACCCUGUCCUGAAGUAUGGAGAGGAGCGCAUGCUCCGCGAUUGCAAGGAGGCUGGAGUGAACGGUUUCAUUAUGGUUGAUUUGCCCCCCGAGGAGGCUGUUCGUUUCCGUGACCUCUGCGCUAGCACUGGUCUGUCUUACGUCCCCCUCAUUGCCCCUGCUACCUCCGACUCGCGCAUGCGUCUUCUCUGCAAGAUUGCAGACAGCUUCAUUUACGUCGUUUCCCGCAUGGGUGUAACCGGUGCCACCGGCUCACUCAGCGCCAACAUCCCCGAGCUUCUGAAGCGUGUCCACGAAUACUCCGGCAAUGUCCCUGCCGCAUUGGGCUUCGGUGUGAGCACUCGUGAGCACUUCCUCUCCGUCCAGGAACAGGCCGAGGGUGUCGUCAUUGGCAGUCAGAUCAUCACUGUCGUUGGCAAGGCCCCUGCUGGCCAGGCUGCCAAGGCUGCUGAGGACUACCUCUCCAGCAUCACCGGACGCAAGCGCGAGCGCGAUGCAUCAGGUACCUUCACCCGCGAGGUCAAUGUCCUCGAGGCCAUCCAGAAGGCCCUGCCCGACACUACUGCUCAGCCGACCAAGGUCAUCACCGAUGCCGACACCCCUGCCGGACCUGGUCUCGGCGACCAGCUCGAGGCUCUCAAUGUGACCAAGGACGUAUCUUCGCAGCCCUCACGAUUCGGCGAGUUCGGCGGACAGUACGUCCCCGAGUCUCUCAUGGACUGCUUGGCCGAGCUCGAGCGCGGCUUCGACCAGGCCAACAACGACCCCAAGUUCUGGGAAGAGUUCCGCUCCUACUACCCCUACAUGGGCCGUCCCAGUAGCCUGCACAUGGCGCAGCGGCUGACUGAUCACAUCGGCGGCGCGAACAUCUGGCUCAAGCGCGAGGAUCUCAACCACACCGGCAGCCACAAGAUCAACAACGCCCUCGGCCAGAUCCUCAUCGCCCGCCGCCUCGGCAAGACGCGCAUCAUCGCCGAAACCGGCGCCGGCCAACACGGCGUAGCAACAGCGACCGUCUGCGCCAAGUUCGGCAUGGCAUGCACAGUCUUCAUGGGCGCCGAAGACGUCCGCCGCCAAGGCCUCAACGUCUUCCGCAUGAAACUCCUCGGCGCCUCCGUCGUCGCCGUCGAAGCCGGCAGCCGCACCCUCCGCGACGCAGUCAACGAAGCCCUCCGCGCUUGGGUCGUCGAGCUCGACACAACCCACUACAUCAUCGGCUCCGCAAUCGGCCCCCACCCCUUCCCGACAAUCGUCCGCACCUUCCAAUCCGUCAUCGGCAGCGAAACAAAGGAGCAAAUGCAAGCCCAGAUCGGCAAGCUACCCGACGCCGUCGUCGCCUGUGUCGGCGGUGGCAGUAACGCCGUCGGCAUGUUCUACCCCUUCUCCAACGACCCCAGCGUCAAACUCAUCGGCGUCGAGGCUGCCGGCGAUGGCGUUGACACUAACCGUCAUUCCGCCACCCUCUCUGGCGGUUCACACGGUGUCCUGCACGGCGUCCGUACUUACGUUCUGCAGAACGAGCACGGCCAGAUCGCUGAGACUCACUCGAUUUCCGCUGGUCUCGAUUACCCCGGUGUCGGACCGGAGCUUAGUAACUGGAAGGAUACGAACCGCGCUACUUUCAUCACGGCCGACGAUAGCCAGGCUCUGGCUGGUUUCCGUGCCCUUGCUCAGCAUGAGGGUAUUAUUCCUGCCUUGGAGUCUUCGCACGCUGUCUGGGGUGUCAUGCAAUUGGCUAAGCAGAUGGAGAAGGGUCAGAAUAUUGUUCUGAACUUGAGUGGUCGGGGUGAUAAGGAUGUGCAGCAGGUUGCUGAUGAGCUUCCUCGCUUGGGUCCUAAGAUCAAUUGGGACCUGCGUUUCUAG
Messenger RNA from Penicillium bovifimosum, 2172 nucleotides. It is a transcript of the gene trpB, whose product is annotated as tryptophan synthase TRP5. The record is from RefSeq and is a predicted model, not a curated record. Gene Ontology annotation, molecular function: tryptophan synthase activity. Lineage: Eukaryota; Fungi; Ascomycota; Eurotiomycetes; Eurotiales; Aspergillaceae. The transcript has 3 exons. Gene Ontology annotation, cellular component: cytoplasm. Gene Ontology annotation, biological process: L-tryptophan biosynthetic process. Bases 1 to 2172 code for a protein of 723 amino acids.